Thalassophryne amazonica is the source of this 869-nucleotide messenger RNA. RefSeq names its product peroxiredoxin 2 (gene prdx2). The coding region runs from base 142 to 738 and encodes 198 amino acids. Gene Ontology annotation, molecular function: thioredoxin peroxidase activity. Gene Ontology annotation, biological process: hydrogen peroxide catabolic process; cellular response to stress; cell redox homeostasis. Gene Ontology annotation, cellular component: cytosol. The record is from RefSeq and is a predicted model, not a curated record. The transcript has 6 exons. NCBI's taxonomy places the organism in Eukaryota, Metazoa, Chordata, Actinopteri, Batrachoidiformes, Batrachoididae.
CGGUAAUGCACCAUGUCGGUUCAGUAGACUCGACAGAAGAAGCUGAAGAAGCAGCACAGUCCCUCCAGAAGCUGCCGGUUCGUCGUCCUGUGUGCUAACCUGGUUUCGGCUUUGUCUUAAAAACAGUAAGUUGCAGCAAACAUGUCUGCUGGAAAAGCUCAGAUCGGCCAACCUGCCCCAGACUUCAAGGCCACAGCUGUAGUGGAUGGAGCAUUUAAGGAUAUCCUAUUGUCAAAUUUCAAAGGGAAGUAUGUGGUCUUGUUCUUUUACCCGCUGGACUUCACAUUUGUGUGCCCCACUGAGAUCGUGGCCUUCAGUGACAGGGUUGACGAGUUCCGCAAAAUAAACUGUGAAGUGAUCGGUGUCUCUGUUGACUCUCAUUUCAGUCACUUGGCUUGGAUCAAUACGCCGCGAAAGCAGGGCGGUCUGGGUAACAUGAAAAUCCCUCUUGUGGCAGACCUUACAAAGUCCAUCACCAGAGACUACGGCGUGUUGAAGGAAGACGACGGUGUUGCUUACAGGGGUCUGUUUGUGAUUGAUGACAAAGGCAUUGUGAGGCAGAUCACCAUCAAUGACCUGCCCGUAGGUCGGUCUGUGGAUGAGACUCUGCGCCUCGUUCAUGCCUUCCAGCACACUGACAAAUACGGAGAAGUUUGCCCCGCAGGCUGGAAACCAGGCAGCGACACCAUCAUCCCAGACGUCGAGAAGAGUCAAGCGUACUUCUCCAAGCAGCAGUAAACGUGAACAUUUCCAUGUUGACCUCCUAACUAGCACUAACCUUCAGAUGACGCUCAGUUAUGUUGCAUAGUUGGUUUAACGCAGUGUUGGCCAAUAAUCCUUCAGGAAAAACAUCUGUACAUCUUGCCCCC